This is a messenger RNA of Caenorhabditis auriculariae, 14564 nucleotides long. NCBI's taxonomy places the organism in Eukaryota, Metazoa, Nematoda, Chromadorea, Rhabditida, Rhabditidae. The record is from the annotation of a GenBank genome assembly.
AUGCCGCGCUCUCUCGCCCCUCGGGUCGGCGACUGCGACGGCGGCUCGACUCCUUUCAGUGCUAUGCGGGAACUGGCGAUGGACGCGACGGACCUCCGAAUUCCUGAUAUUCCUUUGGCGACUUGUGAUGACGAUAUUGAUAGUACUAAACACAGCAGUCAAGGGUUGGUUUUUUCGCGUUUUUUCUCGAUUUUUUCUCGAUUUUUGAUCUACUUUGUGUCAUAUUUGGUUGAUUUUGAGCCUUCUGCAGCGUUUUCACACGUCCGGGCACUUAAAAAUAGUUUUGAUAACAGUUUUGAUAGGACUAAUUAGUAAUCAGAGGUGUUAGGAACUCGUUUUGUUUUGAUUUUUUCCUGGUUGUUCUCCGAUUUUUUUUUUGUCUUUCUAAUUUUUAGCUAUUUUCUUUCAUUUUUAACCCAUCUUUUGCUCAGUCGAGCGAUUUCUUUUACAGAUUUAGGUCUUUGUGGUUUUUUUCUGAGUCCUUUUUGUGGCUGAAAAAAAUCUCAUGUCGAUGAUUUUUUUCCUGAAUUCCUAAAAAAAGAUUUUCAUGAAUAUGAUAGUUUUUAAUCGUUCAGCUAUUCUCAAUUAAUGGUUCAACUACAUUUUACUUUUUUCGACACCAAAGUCUCAAAUAUUGAGAAUUUUCCUAAUCAUUAGCUCAUUUUUUCUUAUCAAUCGAGUUCUUUCUCCAUUCUUUGCCCUAAAAGUUCAACUGAUUCCUACCCAAAUAUUAUUCGGGUGCGAUAGGAAAUGCCUUUUCGAAGGUGUCAAUUUCACAUUUGCCGCUCGUAUUUUAUGUCCUUGGAGCGGCGGACGUUCGUAAUUUGACCCCGAUUUGUUUGGAUAAUUCAUGGAAUUGCGCCAAAACCAGUAUAUUUCACCAUGUGCCAUUGAUUUUCCCCGGGCUCAGGAAUAGGAUUUUCAGUCGAAGCGAAAAAAAAAGCCAGAAAGUUUCAGAUUGAAAAAUUAUGUGAAACAGACAAAAUCCAAACUGCCUCAAAAAGGUCUUAAAAGUAGAGUCGAGAGAUCCUUUUUGAGAUCCUAAAAAGGUGUAAAAAGAUUCUCGGAAUCUCCUUGUCCUCCUUAAAAGGUCCUUCUCAGAAAAAGGUCUAAAAAAAGGCGUCUUUGGCAUUUUUCCAAAAGUUGUUUUUGAGCUUUUCCCGUGCAAUAAGUCAAAAGUGAAAAAAUAUCAGUUACCAAAUUUUCGGUCAAGUUUUUGGGCUAGGGUAGAAUAGAACUUUUUUUUAAUUUUUACACUGAAUUAAUUUUUUUUCUAUCGAGAGUUAUAAGUUUUCAAAAGUUUAUCUAUAUUCAAAGGUAUAAGUUACCCGAUUGGAUUGAUUGUUAUCGAGAAAAUGUGUUCACUAAUUUUUUUACAAAUUAUACAGUUUAUGUUUUGUUUUAUUUUAUUUUUUUCUCUAAUCAUUAGUUAAGAUCUUUUUCGAGUACACGAAAGGUUUCGUGACAGAUAAUAAUUCAUCUAAAACAUUAUUUCCUUCUCCUGACAAAUUGACCUGCUUCAUUUGUUAAUUAUGAUUCUCUCGAAUACACUGAUUCAAAAACCAUAAUUUUGACAGUUCUAACAUCUGUAUAGUACGGAAAAGUGUCAUUUUGAGUAUAUUUUUGAAACUUUUUCCUCCCUUAAAGUGUUGAAAUCCGUCAAAGUGCAUUGCAAAUGGAUUAUAUGGGUUUGAAGAAGAUUAUCGGUAGAUUUUUGGUUUUUUGUUUCGAGCGAACGGAGGUUUAUGAACACGGGAGGCUUCGUAUAGAAGAACAAAGUAGAAAAUUCAAUGAAAAAAACUCUGAAAAAAAACAUUUAUAGAUUUUCAAACAAAAAGAAGGGUUCAAACAAUUCGGCGAGGCUAAAACUAAUCCUUUGCGGAAGAAAAAAAAACUAGUAAUUUUUUUUUAAUUUUAUAACUCCUAUUUCUUUUUCAACCGCUAUUUUGACUCUUCCUUUCUUUGUAACAUAAAACUUAUUCUUCCGUACUUUUCUGCUUUUUUUUCUCGUUCCAACAGUUUCGUUCCGAACAACGAUCCUGUUUGCUUUUUGGCCACAAACUAAUCGCUUUUCUUUCCAUUGCGUAAAAAAAAGUUGUUUAAUCUUUUUCGUACACGUUACCAAAGAGGAGAACGACAUGAUUGUAGCGUUAUAGUCUAUUGGAAAAAAGUUUUCUUCAUUCAGAAAAGUAUAACUAAAGGUUUAUUUGAGGUUGAGAGUAAAUCCAUAUUGGCUUCGAAAAACUGAAUUUUGAGGGUUUUUUGAGGAGAUUCGGAUUUUUUCAAUUCAUUUCAAGCUUUUCGUGAAUGAAAUCUAUCUUUUACCCUUAAAGGUGCUUCUCAAGAAACUAGAAAUGGCUCUUCGCCUUGAGAUUUUCCUAAAACUAAUCUAUGCUUUAAAAAUUCUAGCUAGAGUUUCUGAAGGUUCAUUCACUUCUACCGAAAACAAGAAAGAAGACAAACCGAUUUCGCAACCCAAGCCAAGCCAAUUUCCUUUUUUCCUGGCCCCAGAACCAAACGUCCUUUCUCUGAAGCUUCUCCUAAUCCCUUCCCACAGCAACCAACCGACUUUCCUUUUUUCUCUAUCUCUCGCCAACCCAAAAGCGGAAUCGAGUGCACCAAACACACGGCCAGCAGAGCAGAUUGCAGCUGGGGCGCGAUCGGCCCCACAAAAAAGGCCUUUCGCUCCUUUUAUGGUGCCUUUUUUGGUCGAGAUUCUUCGCGUUGAAGCACAGUUUCCACAUCCAGAUGCGGGAUAAUGGGCUUUCUGUCGGCUUUGAAAAGAAAAAUUUCUAUGGGUUGGAUAAACUUUUGAGAGUAGGAGACAAGGAAAAGCUUUUGAAGUUUUUAAAAGGCUAUUGCUCAAUUUUUCGUCUUUUACUCGUUUUUCAAGCUCCGCCCUGCGCCUUUAAACUAGCAACGAAGUUUUUCAUUGAGCAGUUUCGAGAAAAAAAAAAAAAAGAAAAAUUAGCUGCAAAUAAUUGAAAUAAUUGUUUACUUGUGCUCUAUGGACAAUUUUCUCGAAUUAUACCCACAAUUUCCGUAUUUAUGUGGAUUUUUUCGAAUUUUUAGUUUGAAAUCCUUUUUCUCUUCAAUAGACGACUAACACUACCUGACACAAGAAAAGAAGAGAUAAAUCACAUUCUUCAGACCUUUUCUCAUCAUUUAAACACUCCUAACAGCCCCUCAUCCCAUUACGAAGGUCAUAAACCCACCUUUUUCUGAAAAAAAAAGAGAAAUGACUCCUAUUUCAGUGGCUCUUUUGUUACACCGAACAAAAGUGCAAGUGCCAUUUUUUUCGCUUUCCAAAUAGCCUUCAACUCUUCGAGUCAGUUGAAACAAGGGUUCAGUUCCUGUGGGACGACAAGAUUCCGUUUCGAGAUUUCAGGAGACUACGCGACAACUGAUUGAUGAGCUUUGUCCUGAUUUUGAACGACAUUAUUUCCAAUUAAUCAAGUUUGAACGUCUCGAAUUUAAUUUUAUUCAGAAAAAUUAUUUUUUUCGUGUCUUUUGGCCCGGAGAAAGAAAACAAAAGAUUCUUUUUGAGCUCAAAGCUAUCGAAUUUCCCCUUGUUCUCGAAUUUCGCUGCAAAAAACUGCUAGCAAAAAGAGGGUUGUUUGAUUUUUCGAAAAGAGUUUUGAGGAGGAAAAAAUGGGAAUAUGAGGUCAAAUGGAAGAUUAUAAGGUUUAAGGAUUCCGGAACUCUUCGUUGAAAAUGGAAAUAGGUGUUUUUAGUUGGAAAAAUCAGUUUGAGGAAAGGGGAAAAGUUUUGAUCCAAAAAAGCGCCUUGCGAAGGAUAUUGACGCAAAUUUGGAUAUCGUUUCAUGAGCUCACGCAGUUUUGAAAGACUCGUGACUAAUUUUUGAUUUUUUUUGACUUUCAAGUGUUUUUUCUCGAAUAAAUUUUCUUUCUUCAGUGAUCAAAUAAUUUACAUUUGCUUUUAAACAUGAGAUCGAGAGGUUUUUUUUUUCGAAAAAAAGGCAAUUUUAAAAGCAAAAAAAUACAUGUUUUACCCCUGGAUUUUCGAAAAAAAGUUCAUAUGAACAGACUUUUUAUGAUAUAAAGAGAUUCAGAACACGUUCCUCUUCAAAAAUGUCGCGAGCUUUUCUCAAUGAAUUGUUUAUUACUCGAGGCGCAUCUGUUUAUCGUUCCCCCGCGUUGGUUUUGGCUUCUCCUUAUCCUUUCGGACCGGGUCGGCAACCCCACACACACAAACAGAACAGAUAUGAAUGACUGACACGAGCGUGGAAUUUUUGAACGGCAAGACAGAUGUUCAGAACAUUUAUUGAUCGUUUUUGGGAGCUUUUUAAGCAGGAUAUGUGAAUAAAAAGAUUUUUAAAGCUUGGAAAUAUUUUUGAAGCAUAUUUCAAGUUGAAGAAGGGAUUUUAGAGUUUUAUUGAUAUUUUAUAAGGGAGAUAUAAGCUGGAAACUACAAUUUUUCAGUUGGAUAAUGUUUUCAUGUUACUGGUUUUUGGCUUGAAAUAUUUAUGAGAUAACUUUUUGAAGUUAGAAGAGAAACUAGACGAUUUUAUGAGAGGACUUUAGCUCCCUAUUUAUCGUUAUUUUUUUAAGAAUUGAAUUUAAAAUCAUGGUUUUCAUUCGAAAAAUUCAGAAAUAUUCAGGCAUCGUGACUUUUUCUGUGACCUUUCUAUGAAUUUUUUUCUUCGCUUCUUUAAUUUUCCCAAGUGAAAAAUAUAUUUAUUUUCAAUCAUCUAAGAUUUGUGCGCUUUAAAAAAAUCAUCAAGAACGAUUUUUUUGAACAUUUUUUUGAGCAGGUAUAUCACAUAUAAGGUGAAGAAAACCAACUCAAUCUGUGAAAUCUGCACAAAAAAGCAUUUUUUUUUUAAAACAAUUCUGUCUAGUUUAUUCUCUAAAACCAAAAAAAAACUUUUCGGAACUCUUUUUUUAUAUAGUAGUGACCACUGGAAAAUCUCUUCCUCCAAACUUGAUCAAAUUCGUUUUUUUUUCCUCAACGACUCCAGAAGAAAAAUCCCAAAAAACUCCAUUGUUGGCCGUUGGAAGGCCAUCGAUUCUUCUUUCUCAACGACUUUUUCUCUCCUUUUUCUUUUUGACUUUGCAAGGGACCAAAUAUUUGGAAUAUUUGAGGGAUUCGGCUCAUUUUGUUGGGCGAAUUAUGAAGAUUUUAGCUGGAUAUAUGCUUUUCACACAAAAAAAAAUCAAGGAAAAAAUGUUCAAAAGGUUUUUUUUUUGAAGCUUUUAUAAUAGUUUUUAACUUUAAUUACUUUCGUUUUUCACAACUCAAGCUUCAAAUCAUAUACUUCUGCAAGAUCUAGAACGUUUUCUGCCAUUUUCACCCAAUAAAAGAAGGCUACUGUGAUUUGCAAGCCGUUCCUUUUCUCGAGCUUCUCUCCUCUCCCUAAUAAGGAAGUUUCAUUCGAGUGGCCUCCCGCCGGCCACUUGAAACGAACGAAAGCUUAUUCCAUUGAGAAGUGAACAAAAAAAGAACUCUGUCAAGUGCUUUUCUUUUCACACAGAGCAAUCUUUUGAGGCCCCCGUUCUUUUUUCCUCUUCAUUUCGAUCAUUGGGAAUCGUAAUAAAAGAAGGAAGACAGGGAUUUUGUUGGCCCAACUGACGAAUGUUUGCCAAUAAAUUCACGUGGCCAAUUUUGGCUCGGAUGAUGGAGAUUUCGGGCUAGGUUUCGGCUAGGUGAUUUGCUCUAGAAAAAUCGAGAUUUAAAGACGAAAAAGGGCUUUCAAAGAUUUACCUUGUGAAAAAGUUUUUUUCCUGAUAUCAGUGAUAAUCUCUGGAUUGGCUCAAAAGACAUAUCCGUCCUUGUGUGACGGCCGGGGAUUUUGAAGGUUUCCCACUACCAAAACUUCUCAAAUCCUUGGUUGGGUCGCAGCGGGGAUCGAACUUGUGACCCUGUGGACCGUAGACAGGCACACAACCUGUUGUGCUACGGCGCGCCCCAUUUAUUCAACCUCGUAUUUGUUGGAAAACAUUGAAAAAAGCAUCCUCGAAGAAAAACUUUGGCUCGGAAAAAGCUGCUGGACAGCACAAGCCAUUCGUCAAAAUCUCACAUUCCCCCGCAAAUCGCUCCGGAAAAUGUCGAAAAAGCUGAAGAGUCCGGGGAAAUGAAACGAGAUGGCUCUUUUUUUCUGGUGUUUACGACCAUUUUUAAUUACUUUCCAUGAUCGAACCUCAUUCUGGAGCCUGUUUCUUUCCCUUUCGAAGAGAAAUUUGAGGGGAUUGGCUCCAUUUUUGAAACUAGUUAAUUUAAAGGCGCAGCUUGGGAGGUCCCGACGAGAUUACAAUUCCAGAAAGGUCAUCGAAAAAGUGAUUUGAAGUGGAAAAAGGAACCAGAAACUUUUCUGUCACAAAAUACUGAAAGAAAGUUUGAUAUCAAGUUGUUUGUGGCUUAUUUAGCCUUGGAGCGCACGUUUUAAAUUAGUAGGCGGCUAUUUUUUCAUGUUAAUUAAUUUUGGUUUUUUUGUCAGUGGAACAAAUGAAGCUGAAAUUUAAAAAAAUUUAAUGUUUUAGAAGAAAAAUUGCUUGAUUUUAUACCAAAAAAUCUUCUUUUGAUAAUUUUUGUUCGAAUAUUUCUCUCAUUUUUUAAAUUAUUCUUCUUUUUUUACAAACUGCUUGGAUUUACCAUAGUUUCCAAGCUAGGAAAAAUCGAAACUCCGUUUUUUCAAGCCUACUUUCUUCUUCUUUUUUUUUUCAAACGAACCCAAUUAUCUCGUCCUUCCGGAGAGUUUUCUACUCCUAUUUUCAUAUCCUCUUCUUUUUAUUAAAGUUUUAUUACUUACCUAGUUAUUUUAUGGCAUUUUUUUUUAUUUUUCAGUGAUGAGCCGAACGACAACGUUUUGGAGGACGACUCGCGGAUGAACGACGAUUUUUCCGGGUCUUUGGAGGUGAACAUUGAUUUUUUUAAUGAUAAAUUGAUUUUUUUAGUGUUUUCAAAUAUUGAAAUUCAUUCGAAAUAAGGUUAUAGAAGCCCUGAAUUUUUGAAUUUAAAGUAAAAAUUUUUUUGAAUAUCUUCUGUAAAUUCUCGUUUUUUUCUCAUUGAAAAAUCGUGCCCAACGAAACCAACGAAUCUAAUAAUUGUUCAAGUUCAAUUAAAAAAACUGUUCCUUUUUCAAAGAAAGUUUUUCGUUUUCGCUGUGUUUUUUUGUUGAAAAAUGAUGCAAAAUGCCUUUCUAAAAGCUGAUUUUUUUCAUGUAAAAAAAUUCAACAAACUUAGCUUAAAAAAAUCGAAAUAUUUGUUAUAUUCCAAAAAAAUCCAAAUCAUUUCAUGUCAUUUUUUUCCAGGACCUCGUUGGGAAUUUUGACGAGCGGAUCGCCAAAUGCCUGAAAAACCCUGAAGUGGCCACUCAGGACUUCGCGCCUGUUCAAGUCCGCACUCAGGAUGAAGUCAUGAACGAGAGCCAGUUCGUUAUUUUUUUUGUUUGAAAGUUUGUUCUCAUUUUAAGAUUUUUUUCGAUUAUUUAUUAUACAAAAAGUUCAUAAAACUAGUCAAAAAAAUUAUAUUUAAAACAGCUCUUUUUGGAUGGUUUCAAUAUCAGGUAAAUUCUUAUCUUUCUGGAAUUUUCGACUUUUUUUUUCGAUUUCUCAUCAGUUUCCAUACAAAAACUUUAUUUCGAAUUUUUUUUUGAAAGCUCAAUUUUCUUUAGGUUUUUUUUUACUUUGAAGAGUUCCCAGGAAAUCACGUUUCUAGGUAAAUUUAAUAAAGAAUUCAUUUAUUUCUGACAAAUUUCGUUGGACUUUUACCAAAAAAGCCUUGUUUCUCGAAUUUUCCAUUUUUUUUAAGAGCCUGGUAAAAACUUUAAUAGCUUAAGUGACCCCUUAGGGAUUAUGUGGGAAGGACACUUAAGUAGCCACUAAGACCACCUCUCUGGGAGCCGCUAUUUGGCAACUUAGGGGCUACUAUAGUAGUGUAGUAGUACCACUGAUUUUUCAAAAGAGGCCACUAAAUGUUAGUCACUGAAGUGGCUACUGAUUUGACCACUAUAGUGGCCACUGGAUCUUCAAAACCCAAAGGGGCCACUGAAAAUUUCCCUAGACGUUCGUUGAAUUGCAAAAAAGUUACCAGUUUCUCUUCAAAUUUUAUUAUUUGACCUCGGAAAAUUUUAUUAAAGGAUUUAUUUUCAGGACAUGGUGGACGUUGACAGGCAAUUUCGGGAAUAUUCAGCCGCUGGACUUUGAUAAAUCGGCCAUUUGCAAAAAAAUGCUCCCCUCGUUAGAUCUGCGCGAAAAAGGUACAACUUUUUUUGUUUUUUUCGAUUGGGUAGUUUUUCAAGUUUUUUUGUGUUUUUUUGAGUAUAGAAAUUUUGGUUUGAAGGAAAUAAAAACAGGAUUUUAUUGAAAGUUUAAAAAAAUUGAGGGGGGGGAGUGUAUAAAGGUCAUUUUACUUAGCAGAUGAAAAAUUUGGAAAUAAAAAAAUGGGAUUAAAAAUAUGAUCAGAAGACUUUCCAGUGUACCAGAUGAAGGUCCUGAAAAUCCCAGCCAGCACAAUUUUUUGGUUUUUGGGAAAAAAGGUCACAAAGUUUAAAGAUUCUGUCAAAAUUCGCUGAGCCAAUUUCUGACGUUUUUUUUUUUUGAAAAAUGAGAAGUUUUGCAUUUUGAAACUUUCAAGAUCUCUACCUGGUUCAUCAAGGAGUAAUUUGACCAAAUUUCACGGGAUUCUGAAACCCUUGUCAGCAAAGUUUCAUCAAAAGCUCAAGGGGGGCUGAGAAAGGUUCCCUAGAAGACGUUUUUCGAAAAAGAAGAUCUCACCCUCGCUAUUCUGUCAAACUCUCAAAAGUCACGCCAGAAAAGAAAAAAGAAGAACUUUUUCCCGUUGUGAGCGCUCCCCCCACUAGCCAAGCAUGGCUACUCACGUAUGCCGUGGGUGUGAGCUUAUUGAUUGCCCGAAGCUCUGUUUUCCCCCCUCCUUCUUCUUCUUUUUCGGACCGAAAAAGGAAAAGAAUAAUCGGACGGAUGGGAACGUUUUGUCCCAAAAAAUUCGUUGAGAAAUGCCUUCCUUCGCCUUUUGAGACAUUUUGAGUAAUCUUUCUCGUCUUUCGAGGAAUUCAGAUGGAUUUGUUCCUUCGUCGUCUUGUUUUCCCGUGUUCUCAUACUUGUCUGUCCCUUUUUGAGCAGAGUUUUUGGCUAAAAAGUUUUUUUUUGAGGUUUCUUUUUAAAUUUUUAAUGAGGGUCUACUUGGAGUUCUUUUUAUAAUUUUUCGGUUUAAAGAUGUCAAGACAUGUUUUUUUCUAUAAAAACUCGAUAUUUUAUGAAUUCUCCCUUCAAAUCUCAUAUUCGAUCAAGAAAAAUUCAUUUCAUUACAGAGAAAAACAUUUUCAGAAUUUACCUGAAUUUUUUUAAAAAAUUUCCACUUUAUCUAUCCAGUUUUUUUCUCCUCUUAUUUCCAAGUCCCUUUCCAAGUUUUUUUAAUUUCAACUUUUUUUAAGAGCUCUCGUUUUAUUUUUUUGUUGUUUUUUUGAUUCACUGUAAGUUUGGAAAUUUUUUUUUCAGCUUAUUUAAGGUCCAAAAUGUAUAAGAAAGCCGAGUAAAUUUUCCAAAAAUAACUUGGAUUUUUAAUUCAAAUCCAUCUUUUGAUGUGAGGCAGUUUUAAGGGAUAGUUUUUUUACGAUCAGAAGCUCAAAUCCCUGAAAAAUUUAUAUAUAAUAUAUGAAAAUCUAGCAUUCGUAAGAACACGAAAAAGAAGCCAACUAAGCAGUAAAGUGAGUAAGAUGAGUCAUCGCCGGGCCCUUAAUGGAAAUUCCGCGGAUUCUCAUCAGAACCCAUGGGAAUCUUUCCUCUACGUUGAAUGUUGCGAUUUGCUCAAUGUUCUUGAGAGAAUUUCGGGGGAAUUUCGAGUUUUAUUUCUAAGAGUUCAGGUGAAAAUAGUUAUUAUUAUUUGAAUCGUUUCCCUUAUCCGGAAGGAAUGAAGCUGGAGCUUUGAAGAUGUUUUGCGAUUUUCUGAUUUUUUUCAAGAUUUUUCGAGGGAUUUUGAGUUUUAUUAUAUAAAUAUUUAUUCAUUACGGAAAAAAAGCUGGGUUAUUUUUAUUGAACCGAUUCGCUAGAACGGACUUUUCGACUUUUCAGUUUUCUUGAAGUUUUGAGAAGAAUGAUGUAAAAACUCUUAUUACCUGAGGCCUUCAAUAUAUUUAAAUUCUCGAAGAAAAGUUGAAAAAGGUCAAUUUUUCCUCACUAACCUCAAAUGAAUCCAUCUUCAACCGAUUUUUCAUUAUCCAACCAAAUUCUCUGACCUCUCGGACAUUGAUUACGCGGAACGGACGUAUCGGGGCAUUUCCAGUGACCACUUUAGUAGCCUCAGCACUCUUAAGUGACCCCCAGAAGUGCUCAGAAACCUCCGGAGUCCGUUUCGCGUUACCGAGGUCCAUGCUGACAGUAUUGGUCCUAGGGAUUAUCGCUGGAGCGCACAAUUACCCUCCACAUUUCCUCAUUACCAGGUCUCCUCUUGAAGAGCCCAUAAAAGGAGAAAGAGAGGCCACUGCAAAUGAUAUAGGCUUGUGACCGUCGAAAAUGUGUCUAAUUAAGGGUCCCAUUCUGGCUCUUCAGCAUAGAGGGGCCGUUUGAUAGAAUUACUGAGCUGAUCUUGCUCAUUUCUGGAAAUUUUAUAGAAGAUUUUUUUGAAAUAAUGAAGUUUUUUUUACGUAAACUUGAGCCGUUGUAACACUUUGAAACAGGAUCUGUAAGGUUCAGUUUUGAAGAAAAUGAAUUUUUUCAAAUCAUUGAAAUUUCCAAAGCUCGAAGUAAUUUUUUUCGAAUUUUUCUUUUUUUGAAAGAUCUUCUUGUAGUCCGUGGUUCAGAGUACCUUAUUGAAUGGUUUUCCAACCGGGAUUUCGUUUUGGAACUGUUUUUCAGAAAUAAUUCUAGAAAAAUAUUUCAAACUGAUAAAAUUAGCGUUCUUUAAGGCAUUUUUGUGAAUAUACGAAUUAUUCUUUAAUUGAUUGAAUGAUUUUAAUGAUAAGAAUCGGUCUCCAUGAUUUUCCUUAAGGCAUUCUAAGAGCUUUUGAGCUUUAUCUUCUCAUCACACUUUCUAUAAAAAAAUUAUAUCCCCAUUUUUUUAAAAAUGUGUUAUCAAAAUAAAGAUUAUUGAUACUUUCCCUUCUCCUCACACCUUUAAACGGCUUGAGCAGCGUUCACGCUUGAAGUCGAUUAGCUGAGGUUCCAUUCUGAUAUUAGUGAUAAUCAGUGAACUGGCUUAAGUGGCCUAUCCGUCUUUGAGUGACCGCUGGAGGUUAUGAAGUCGUGGGCUCCCACUGCCAAACCUUGGUUGGGUCGAGGCGGGAUUCGAACUUGUGACUCUGUGGACUGUAGACAAGCACACAACCUACUGCGCUACAGCGAUAAAUAAAGAUUGUUACUGUUAAGUAUAGUUUGAACCUUGCAGGGGGCUGGUAGCGACGACGGCGGCCUUGGCUCGUUGUCCGACGAGGACGAACUCCGUCAUCAGAUGGACGUCCAUCAGCUGAUCUCCCAGGGCGGCUCGAUGGGCGGCGACACGCCGCCCCAGACCGCCGACCAGGUCAUCGAGGAGAUCGACGAGAUGUUGCAGGUAAGAAUGUACUGUAGGUUGAGAUUGUGCACACACCGAACGUGGUUUCGGGCUAUAUCCUUGCUAAAAUCGAGUUUUUUGUAUGAAUAUAUUUUUGUUGAAUGUUUAGAAACAAUUGGAUAGAGAUCCAACCUUGCAAGCUCCAACCUCAAUCAUGUCAUAAAUUUCGACCGAGCCCCCCAAAAACACUUAAUUAAAGCCCCCUCUCUUAAUUACGCGGCCACGGGCAAGACGAUUGCAGUCGUGCGACUUCACGGGUUCGAUGAUGACGGACCGGACGAUGGAGUCCGUCGACUCGAUGUACUCCUCGAUGAGGUCGCCCUCCGCCCAGUGCAGCGACGCCGACGUCAAACUUCGUCACGCCCAGGCCCUCGUCGCCAAUCCCGACAGUUCGUUUUGAACCUCUCGUAGUCGUUGAACAGCCCUAGGGUUUCUGAAAAAGGUUUAGGGAAGCGAUAAGAAUGAUAAAAUAGGGGUUGAUAGCAUUGAAAAAUAGGGUUUGAUCUGGAAUUUUGACUAUUUUGGGCGAAAGUCAGUACUUAGAGAAGGUCGUUUUCCGUUUCAGCAAGAGAUGAGAAAGGUAGAGAGCAUAGGAAACUAGGUUUCGCAGUAGAAAUUCCAAUAAUUCUGCCGCUAAAAUCAGUUAUAAUUUUCACUCCUUAGUAAUUUAAUUUCGAGUUUCUGCGCUCCACGGACAAAACUUCGAGAAAUUUCUUUUUUUUUCGUUUUCAGAGUCUUUUUCUCCUACUCCUAUGAGAAACCUCUCGAAUGCACAAUUUUGGCUGAAAGAAUACGAAUAAUUGAAGUUUUAUCAAUUGAGCGCAUUUUCUCGAUAAUCUACUCAUCACAGAUUUUUUUGAGAUGUUCAAAAAAGUCAAUAAAACAUACGAAAAUUGAUAUUUUUAGCGUUGAUUUGAGAAAGAAAGUAACCAGUUUGUUUGCUGCUAUUUUUUUCUUAUUUUUAGUUUUAAUUUGUGUUGAAAAAAAUAAUUUUAGCUUUUUUCCAACUUCUACGCUAUCGCAGUAUACGUAGUCAUGCACAUUUUGAUUUUAUUGAAAAAUUAAAAAAAUGAGAUUUCGGUUUUUUUCUGCAGGGCUCAACAGUGAAGCGCUUGCCGGUAAUUUUUGCAUUGUAUUUUUUUUUCGUAAUUGAUUACAUUUUCAUUAUAUUGAGCUUCACUUACAUGCACUUUCUGUUCAUGUUCUUUUCUUCGAAAACUGUUUUUGACAUGGAAAAAGAACAUGAAUUCUAUCGAUCAGUGCCUUCUUUUUGAGUUUUGCAGCUUUUUUUUUCGGAAAAAAUAAUCAUUAAAUUUUACACGAUCCAUGUUGUUAUGUGUUAGUGUUGUUUUACUAAUUUUAUUCAAUUUUAAAAUUUUUACGAGAAAAAAAUUUCUGUGUUGUUUUGUGUCGUCCUUUGGGCCUAUGCUUUUUAAAGAAAUUGAGAAUUUUUCCAUGAAUAUUUGUUUUUCUAAGAAUUUUCGUUUCCAGACCUCCAAGAGCUGUCCUACUCGAAGUUGGUGACACUCAGCGCCGAAAUGGAGCAACUGAUUCAAGUUUAUAACGAGAGCCUCGUCGAGGAGCUGGCUCAUAGGUGAACUUUUAUAGAUUUUAGAAAUUCGAAAAAAGGCUUGGAUUCCAAACAAGGGUCUUUUUGAAACUGACAAAGGAAGGUUCUUCAAAAAAUUUAUGAAAAAAUGUGACUGAGGAUGGCAAAAUUCCUUGAAUAGUCGAAAAAUUGGGUUGAGAGGAGACUUUGAAAAAAAAAUGAGAAAAAUAUUAAACAGCCUUUGAAAAAUAAAACAUGUUUGCUCCAUCGAGAAAAACAUGAUCAGGAAUUUUUUUUUGCUCCUUUCUACUCGGACAUUGGUAACGCGAAACGAACGUGCUACGGACGUUUCUGGAAUUUCUAGUGACCACUUUAGUAGCGUCAGAACUUUUAAGUGAUCCCUAGAAUUGCCCAGAAACGUCCGUUUCGCGUUAACAAUGUCCGAGUUAUUUUACGUCACUUCAUUUUUUCAUUCAGCUUUUUAAAAAUUGGCCGUAGAGCGCCAUAUACAUGCUCUUCAAAUUUUCAAAAAUAUUUCAAAAGUUAAGUAGAAAAACGAGUUUCAAAAUUGUGCACAAAGUGUUUUUUUCAUCUAGUCGAAGAAAUUUAUACUUUUUUCGGCAUGGAAACCUCUAAAAAUAACCCGAAAACAGCACGAAAAACAGAAAGAAGACUGAAAAAAAAGCUUCUAAAUUAACCUAUUUACUUUCGGGAGAAAGACACCAAGUUCAAUUAUUCAGAGACGAGUUGGAAUACGAAAAGGAGAUGAAAAAAACACGUUCAUCUCCCUCCUUCUGUCCAUCCAAAACAAGCGGCGGCAGUUUGCCAACGAAAGGAAACGGAAAGGGGUUGGUUUGGAAUGGAAAAAAAUAGGGAAAAUAGUCAUGAAAUUAAUAAAGAAAAAAGAAAAAUGAAGUAGAAAUUGAGGAAAAAAAAUGUUUAGUCAGUUUCCUGAUUAUUGUUUGUAGAGAUAUUGAGGCCUUCCAUCCCUUGGAAGCCUUUUUUUCAUCUUUUUUUUUUCAAAAUUCAGGUAUUUUGUUUAGUUGGUUGAACAUUAUACGUUUCAAAAGUAUCAUAAAAUGUAACUUCUAACUAUUUUCUUUGAUUUCACAAUAUCUUGCUUGAAGGAGCUAGCAUUUAAAAAUUCUUAGUUCUUCUCACAAAAAUAAUCAACCGAUAGAGCUCCUCUAGUUUCUCUGGCGUCUCUUCAGGUCGCCGCUGAUCUCUCACUUGUUUAUAAACCCUAGAAUUUUUUGAAAUUAAUAAAAAGCUGCAAAAGAGUUUAGCGAGAGAUCAAGUGCAGCAUGAAGAGGUCCCAGAGAAGCCAGAGUGUUUUCUCUGGCGUCUCUUCAGGUGAUUAAUAUUUCUCUCUCUGAUAUUUUCAGUUCAUCUCUGAUAUUUAUAGCAAAAGUAGUUCAAAAAAGGAUGAAAAAUGAAAUUUAUCGACCGAAAGAUGUUUCGAAUCUUUCAUUUCAGCUUUUUCAGCUGA